CAAUAUGCUUGCGCCGAGAAGUCGGAAGUUACUCGAGUGAAGAGAAAACCCAGAAGCCGAAAACCCUGAGAGCAACAAAAGAAAUCAGAGGACGAUCACAAUGGAUCCCGACAGGUUGAAUUCUCCAAGCACCUGCACUAUUACCCUUGAGGUUAUGGGGCAUGAACUGCAUUUUGCUCAGGAUCCAAAUUCGAAGCAUUUAGGAACCACUGUGUGGGAUGCAUCCAUGGUGUUUGCCAAAUAUCUGGAGAAAAAUUGCAGGAAGGGAAGAUUCAAUCCUUCCAAACUGAAAGGGAAACGUGUUAUCGAGCUUGGAGCGGGCUGUGGUGUUGCGGGAUUUGCUAUGGCAAUGCUGGGAUGCGAUGUGAUUUCAACUGAUCAACGGGAGGUUUUGCCGUUGUUGAAGAGGAAUGUUGAAUGGAAUACCUCCAGAAUCGUGCAGACGAAUUCCACUUCAGAAUCUUUUGGGUCACUCGAGGUUGCAGAGUUGGACUGGGGGAACGAGGUUCAUAUAAAGGCAGUUGAGCCACCGUUUGACUACAUCAUUGGUACCGAUGUUGUAUAUGCCGAACAGCUCUUGGAACCUCUUCUGCGUACGAUAAUUGGGCUGUCAGGGCCAAAGACAACGGUUAUGUUGGGAUAUGAGAUACGUUCGACCAGUAUUCAUGAGAAAAUGCUUCAGAUAUGGAAAGACAAUUUCGAAGUCAAAAUCAUACCGAGAUCCAAGAUGGAUGGUAAAUACCAAGACCCGAGCAUUCACCUUUACAUCAUGGGGCAAAAAUCAUCUGCUGGUUGCUCGGGAACCGUGGGUUUAGCAUGUAGCCAUGAAGAGGUUGAUACAAGCGAAACAAAAGAAGAGAAAGUUGAUAAUGCCGGAAGCAAUGAUAUGGAAAACGAGGGAGAGGCCAGAGCUGUUGUUCGGCUCAAGGAAGAUAGCAUAUUAAUGAAAUUACGAGAGGGAAAGCUUAGUGAUUGGGAGACGAGAAGGUACGGUACAAUAGCAGCACAGCUUCUCCGAGACGUAAAGAUAGAUUUACAGGUCAAGAAAUGACUUCCAAGAGUCACUCUUUUGUAAAUGUAGCCUCAGAGUUGCACUCAAGAUCACACAAGAUCAAGAACAUCACAUGCUGUCUUGUGUUAUGUUGACGUGUCUCAUGGUAAUGUUCUUGUGAUGUUAUGUUGCAUUUCGAACGAGAGAAGAUAUCGGGUUCGGUCAUGGAUUGGUUCUUGAACUUCCGACACGUUGAAAGAAACCGAAUCUUGGUACUCAUCUCAAGUACAGCCGUUUUGUUUGUUUCUCCUCCACUGGUGAACAGUACUUAUCUGUACCUUCUUCUAGAAGGUUUUCUGGUUCUGAUUGUUCGAGAAAAAUGGGAGUUCCCGAGUUCGUGGAGCUUCCGAAGAGCCUUGACGUCUUUGUUCAGACA
This is a messenger RNA of Tarenaya hassleriana, 1427 nucleotides long. RefSeq names its product protein-lysine methyltransferase METTL21D. NCBI's taxonomy places the organism in Eukaryota, Viridiplantae, Streptophyta, Magnoliopsida, Brassicales, Cleomaceae. The coding region runs from base 101 to 1051 and encodes 316 amino acids. The transcript has 10 exons. The record is from RefSeq and is a predicted model, not a curated record.